This is a messenger RNA of Danio aesculapii, 6760 nucleotides long. It is a transcript of the gene kcnab2b, whose product is annotated as potassium voltage-gated channel subfamily A regulatory beta subunit 2b. The record is from RefSeq and is a predicted model, not a curated record. The coding region runs from base 499 to 1737 and encodes 412 amino acids. Lineage: Eukaryota; Metazoa; Chordata; Actinopteri; Cypriniformes; Danionidae. Gene Ontology annotation, biological process: regulation of potassium ion transmembrane transport; potassium ion transport; transmembrane transport. Gene Ontology annotation, molecular function: transmembrane transporter binding; potassium channel regulator activity; voltage-gated potassium channel activity. The transcript has 15 exons. Gene Ontology annotation, cellular component: extrinsic component of cytoplasmic side of plasma membrane; cytoplasm; voltage-gated potassium channel complex.
GAAUAUCAAAAAAGUGUGGAAAAGCAGCGCAGACAGAGAAGAGCAGAGGAGAGCAGAUAAGCGUGCGCUUGAUGUGCUGCAGUGUGACGUGGAUGGAUGUGGGAUUUCUCCCCUGUUCUCUGUGUGUGGAUGUGAUUGGUGCCCAGAGUUCACCGCUUCACAGACUCACUGCUGCCCUGGAGCCACAGCGCAGGAAUUCACUGACACACACACAUGAAACACUUACUUACACACAUUUCACACAGACGCCACAUGGACAGAUACACUCUCUGGCAUUCUCACUUCAGAGCGAUAACUGCACUUCUGGUUCAAACAGAGUGCUGCAUUCAGCUUUUUGACAGCUUCCAUAUCCAUUUUGACCUUUUUUAGCAGUGUUUUCUUCAAGUUUUUUUGGGACUUGGGGCAAGAAGAUACUUUGGUACUGCUGGGAGAUUUUUGGACUAGUUCUUGCUCGUAUCAUCAGCAUCUUUGAAGUGGUUUGGUUGGCUCGGCAUCAGCAUGCAGGUGUCUUUUGUGUGCACGGACCAUCGAGCCGUCAGCCGGAGCACAGAGGACCGACUGAACCGCCAGAACACCAACAGCCCGAGUUUGGGGACAAAAAGCAAGUUUCGGGCUGUGGCGAUGGUGGCCCGCAGUUUGGGCCAGCUGUCUGUACAGAACAUGCCCUCCGCUGGAGACCACUGCUUGAAAACUGGCAUGAAAUAUAGGAACCUUGGGAAGUCCGGCUUACGGGUAUCAUGUCUAGGGCUGGGCACCUGGGUAACGUUUGGUGGACAAAUCACUGAUGAGAUAGCUGAGCAGCUGAUGACGCUGGCGUAUGAGAACGGCAUCAAUCUGUUUGACACAGCUGAGGUGUACGCGGCAGGGAAGGCUGAAAUGGUCCUCGGCAGUAUCAUCAAGAAGAAAGGAUGGAGACGUUCCAGUUUGGUCAUCACCACAAAGAUAUACUGGGGUGGAAAAGCAGAAACAGAAAGAGGUCUAUCUAGAAAACACAUCAUAGAGGGUCUAAGGGCGUCACUGGAGAGACUUCAGUUAGAAUAUGUGGAUGUAGUGUUUGCUAACAGACCAGACCCCAACACGCCAAUGGAAGGAGAUCCAUUUAACACUUCAAAAUCAAGAACAUUCAUCAUAGAAGAGACGGUUCGAGCGAUGACGCAUGUGAUUAACCAGGGGAUGGCCAUGUAUUGGGGGACGUCCCGUUGGAGCUCCAUGGAGAUUAUGGAAGCGUAUUCAGUGGCUCGACAGUUCAAUCUGAUCCCUCCUGUCUGUGAGCAGGCCGAAUACCACAUGUUUCAGAGAGAGAAGGUGGAAGUACAGCUGCCUGAACUCUUCCAUAAAAUAGGUGUGGGUGCCAUGACGUGGUCUCCACUGGCGUGUGGCAUCAUCUCAGGGAAGUAUGACAGCGGUGUGCCUCCUUGUUCCAGAGCCUCCCUCAAGGGCUACCAGUGGAUGAAGGACAAGAUCCUGAGUGAGGAAGGCCGCCGUCAGCAGGCGAAGCUGAAAGAGUUGCAGGCCAUUGCGGAGCGGCUAGGCUGCACACUGCCUCAGCUGGCCAUCGCCUGGUGUCUGAGGAACGAGGGUGUGAGUUGUGUUCUGCUGGGGGCGUCCAGCACUGAUCAGCUCAUGGAGAACAUUGGAGCAAUUCAGGUUCUUCCAAAAUUAUCGUCCUCGAUUAUACAUGAAGUGGACAGUAUCCUAGGCAACAAGCCCUACAGUAAAAAGGACUAUCGGUCCUAAUAGAAGAGUCAAUGGCACUGUGUCAACCUGCUUCUCUCUCUGAGCUUUGACUGAACUAAACAUUGGCACGCGGGACCAGCAUCGUCACCGGUCCUGCAGGAGACGCCAAACCUCACACUACCUGGAGCCUGAGAAGAGCCUACAGCGCACGGGCAGAGGGAAAGCAUGCUCACGAACAAAUACAGCUCGAACCGGCUCAAUAUGCAGAAUGCUGCUCCAAAAACACCACCAAAAAAAAAACCAUCAAUCGCACUGACUCGCUGCCUCCGACCCUUCCUCCCCUUGUAGUACACACUAAGUGCAGUAUUAGGGAAUACUAGAAAUGCAUGAGAUCCACUGGCCAGUGCACAUGCUUUUUUUUCCUGCGUUCUGGAAGACUAAUAUAUUUGCAAGCUUAAUGGGAAAUAAUAAUGAAAGCGAUGAAGCACUUUAGUUACUGGAUGUAGAAAGUUCAACUAAUCAAGGCUGUUGGAUGUUAUUUAUCUCUAGUUUUAUACGGAAACAUCUCUGAAUCGAUAGCCAAUAUAGUGCUUGUUUACAAGAUCGCAUUUAUAUUGCAAGCUGUAUCGUUUAUGGCUGCUUUUUAGUUAUAGAAAGAGGAAGCCAUUGUAAAUUGUAUGUAAUACUGUUAGUAGAUAGACGUUAGAUUUGGGUUGGGCGAUUGUGGGAAAUAUUAAAGGUAUAGUUUGUUGAAUAAUGAACAUUUUGCUGUUGAUUUAGUUACUCUUUUAGGACAUCCAAGAUGUUGGUGGAUGUUUUUCUUCAGUAGAGCUUUAGAGAAGAUUAGUAGCUGAAACCCUGGUUCUUGUUGAUUCAUAAAAUGCAAGUCGACAGCUAGCACUUUAAGAGUCGAAAAAUAGAGGAGAAGCUAAAUUAAUACCCGCCAUUUAUCCUGAUGAAACAUAGAAGUCUUAUGAAGCAAAAUGAUUGCUUUGUGAAAGAAUACUAAACAUUAUUUACACUGAAAAAUAAUUACUUUUGCUGCUUGUUUGAACUACGUAUUUAAAAUGAGUUGAAACACAAUUCUUAGGGGAUUUUUGGGGGGACAACUUAACUUUUUAUGUUCAAUCCACUUAAAUUUAAACUACGUAUUUAAAAUGAGUUAAAACACAAUUCUUAGGGGAUUUUUGGGGGGACAAGUGAAGUUCCAUAAACUAAUUUUGAGAGGAGCACGUGAUAUGAUUAUGCACGUCUGGCCACUCAUCUGUAAUCAGUUAUAAUCCAAUUGGAAGAAUCCCCCCUUCCACCCCAUCUCCUCCUUUUCCUCCCUUUUCUAAAGAGGGAGCUCUCGAGACCUACCUGAUCUUGGAUCUCCUAAUAUGCUUAUCGACCAGGCGGGAGCCCUGGGCUCAAAUAUCUCCGAGCUCAGGGUUCUCUCCCGGGACAGCAUGCCAAACCUGCUUAAUCCACAUAAAUUUGUUAAAACAAUUAAGUUAACUUAAUCGAUUUGUGUUCAGACAACAUGAAGGAAUUGUGUGGAACCCUGCAUUUUUACAACAAAAUUGCCUUUAAUCUAUAAAUGUUAGUUAAACAGUUUCAGAGUGGUUCUUAAUAAUCUGGAGCAAUUGCAGGGACUGUAGAUUUAUAAACUAGUUCAUUGCUGAUUACAAAUGAUAUGUAAAAUGUAGUAUUGGACACUUUAUUUUACUAGGAUUGUUUUUUUUUUAAAUGUGAACUUUUGGACACAUUUGUGAAUGGGAGUGAAGUGUUUCAUAUUUAAAAGGAGAUUAAUUUUAAACGCCAUCAAAUUAUCAAUCUGUUUUGUAAAAAUUAAUAAUUAUGACUGUCUAAUCCAAAUGGAUAGUCAAUUAUUUAAAAACAUAAACAAUCUGUAGUACAUUUUGUUUUGUUUGUUUACCUGCUAGUCAGGCUGUCCAUAAUCCAACAUCAGAGGACUGCGAACAGUAAUAUUUGUUGUUGAAUAUAUACGUUUGAAUCUCAGGUUGACUUCAAAUAACUUUAGAAAACAUUUUGGAAUCUCUUAUGUCAGCCAAUAUUAUUAAAUAUGAAACAGCCAUAUCAAUACAUGGCCGGGUUUGAUUUUUUAUUUAUUUUUUCAUUUAGGUUUGAAAUAUUUUUGUCCAGAAUCAAUAAUAGAAAAUGUGACAAUUAAUUAGUAAUAUAUUGUUAAACAAAUGAACAGUAAAUUAGACAUGUUUCACUGUAGUUUUGAGAAUAUGUAAUCAUGCAAUUCAUAAAAAGUAACUAUAAUCUACUGUAAUAAUGCACACUUUAAAAUGACUGCAUUUUAAGGGUUUUGUAAAUCUGAUUAUGUAAAUCAUAUUACAUAUAAUCAGUUACUGUUUAAAGGUAUUACCUUAGUUUUGCCUGUAUAUGUUUUCUUGACUCUCAAAAUGCCUGGGUAGCUGUUGACCUGCAUUUGAUGAAUCACAGAGGACCACAGUUUCAGCUAAAAUCGCUCUGCUGAAAACAAAAUAAAAUUUCCCUGCACCUUGAAUAACUAAAUGAACAGCAAAGAUUCAUUGUUGGGUGAAUGACACCUUUAAAUACAUCAAAACAGGCCUCAAAAUGUGCAAUAUCUGAAACUGUUUGUAAACCCAUUUUUCUUUUUACUUAAAUAUUUUCUAAGAAACAAUGUCCUAAAUAUACAUGUUCAUUUGUCAAAGCUUCGUCAGGCUAAAACCAAAGAGAUUUCUGUGUGCUUUGUCCUGUUUUACACACUAACCAUCUCCUUUUGCCCACCUCGUUUUAUUUAAGAUGUUAUUUAAUAGCCAUGUUGCUCAGCGUUUGAUGCAUUGCCUUAUUCUUAUUUAUUUGAACAUGGAAACUUGGGUUCCUAUUUAUUUUAAUGAAUGUCAUUUGUCUCAAUCAUUUUCUUCACUGGAUGUUUUCUGUUGUCAGUGUUGACAGAAAACCGUCUUUUUAAAGGCAUUAUUUUGGUGUUGUUUUUGAUAUUAAGUUUGUAACAGUAAUCGUCGUUCUCGUGUGCUGAAUGUGCUUCAAUACCCCCUUUCUAUUGUUAAUCAAAUGGCGCCCUCUUCCGGCCAGAAAUUCACCACUCCACACACAUGACUGCUGUAAAAUAUACAUCACUACUUCGAGAAAAAUACCCCUAAAAAUAAACGAUUAACACGAUAUUUACUAUGAUAUUUGCAAAACGGCGUAGUCUAUCUUGUCUUCCUAGUGCAAGUUAUUUUUGCAUGAAUUUUUCAUUACUUCAGAUGUGUAUAAAACUGGGAAAUCGUAUAAACAUCUGACAUUUUUAAUCAGCCAAUGACUAGGACAGUGUUACUGUGCUGACAACGGAUUAUUAGAUUAGAUGAAAUGCCUUAUUCAGCGCUAAAUAUCUGAGCUGGCAUCCAUUUAUGUAGCAUGUUUCUUCAGUAUCAAUCCAACAUACUCGUGUAUGCAUUAGGACCUACGCCAUUUUAAAACCAUCAGCGGUAACUGGUGAGCUCAAGGUCAAGAGAAGCUUUGUAGAGUCAUUUGUAUGUUAUAAUUAUAGUUAUUAACGUCAGACCGAAUGCCAAAAUCAAUACAAGCAGAUUAAAUUCUGAACCUCACUCCAAUAUGUAUGGAUUUUACUAAUUUGUGUAGCUUAGUCAAAACAAUUGGCUGCAUGUAUGUAAAUUAAAGGAAUAGUUCACCCAAAAAUUAAAAUGUACUCAAUAUUUACUCACACUUGAAGUGGUUUCAGAAAAAGCUGAAAUACUUUUUGACGAAAGCUGAAAACCUGUAGCCGAACCAUUGGCUUCUGUAGUAGAAGAAAACAAAACAAAUAGGCCCAUGGAAGUCAAUGGUUAGGUUUAUUCAAAAUGUCAUUUGUUUUUUAACACUAAAAAUAACCUAUAAAGGUUUGACAAGUAACGGGUGACUAAAUGAUGAUAAAACAUUAAUUUUUGGGUAAAUCCAUACUUUUUAUUGGAGGAAAAGGUCAAGGCCUAGGCUGGUUGGCUGGUUUUAGCUAGUCAACAGGCUGGUUUUAGAGGGGCUUUGGCCACUUUCAGGCUGGUUUCCAGCCUGGUCUUAGCUGGUCAGGCUGGGAGAUGACCAGCUAAAACCAGCUUGACCAGCCUAGCCAAGCUGGGAGCCCAGCCAAAACCAGCUAUGUCAAGCUUAAACAAGCCUGGACAUUUUCCUGGAAAUGGCUAAAUCCUCUACAACCAGGCUGGUCGACCAGCUAAAACCAUCCAACCAGCUUAGGCUGGUUUAAGCUGUUUUUUUUUCAGUAGGGUAAUGCUUGGUUUCGUAUGACAGUGUUGAUCUGUAGUUGGAAUAUAACAUUUAGUCAAGAGAAAAAUAAACUUGUAAACAUAAAAAGCAGAGAGAUUUUAAUCACAUCUAAGGCUUUCAGAAGUACAGUAGCACUUUAACCAAAGAGUGGAAAAGUAGAAAGAAUUACUUCAGUUGCCUUGAGGGCCAUCGUAAAUGUCCUUAUGUGUGUUUGUUUAAGGCUGCAUCUUUUAAUGUGAAAUGUUAUGGUAAGUUUGGUUCAAAUGUUGUCACUUGGAAGCUAAAUGUCUUUGAAUGAGAAUUACAGCAGUCUAUUAUUGAACACAGCAAGGGAAGAGGUUGUUGAAAGAGUUCAUGCUAAACAUGUAUUUAUAUAAAAACGUCCAAUAAUGUCAAUAGGAGAAACUGUACAGGACCUUCAUCUAAAAUGUUUUGACGCUGAUUUGAAAAGAAUAGACUGUUCGAAUUUCUUAUUAACUAACUGUAAUAUGACCAUUACUGUUAAAAAUAUGAAGUUAUGAUUUCUGUAGAUACAUAAUGGGAUUGUUUGAUAAUAUGUAUAUAAUCUGAUAAUAUAAAUAUACUAUAUUGGUUUUAAUGACCUUAUCACAUUUGCCUUUGUCAUUUUUUUCGGUCAAUUAUUACAUUGCUUAUGACAUUAUGCUUGAAGAAGAAAAAAACAGUGUACAGCUUCAAACAGCUGAAAAUAAAUUAUUCUAAAAUUCUUUAAUUUAGUCUUUGCGUUUGUGCAUGAAACCCAUGAGGAACACAUUUAUUCAUUGCUUAAAGAUGUCCAAAAUAUGAAUAAAGUUUUUACUUUAAAUAUUUA